Diabrotica balteata is the source of this 1128-nucleotide messenger RNA. The record is from the annotation of a GenBank genome assembly. Lineage: Eukaryota; Metazoa; Arthropoda; Insecta; Coleoptera; Chrysomelidae.
AUGUGGUUAUUCGCGAUUAAAGUUUGCCUAAUAGUUUUGACUGUAAUAUUGAAUACGUCUGAGGCUGACGAAUGUGGACCAACACUGUGUGACUGUAGUCCUGAAACUUUAACCUACAGAACUACUGAUGGAACCUGCAAUAAUCUUAAUCAUAUCACAUGGGGUGCAGCAGGAAGACCAUAUGAUAGACUUACCUCGGGAUGGUUUGAUGCAGAUGGUAUCUCAAUACCAAAAUCUACUUGUGCCACCAAUCAAGAUCUACCCAGUGCACGAUCAGUGAGAUUAAAGGUUUAUACAGAUGACGAGAUAGCUACAGAUAUGAACCAUACUAGGAAUAUACUCAGCUGUCUAAAAUUUUUUAUCGCAGACAUAGGGAACCUAAAACAAUUUGCGGCUCCUGCUCCAUGUUGCUCAUGUAAUUUCCAACAGUUACCAGAUCCUCCGCCAUACUGCAGUUACAUACCCAUACCAGCCAAUGAUCCUGUAUAUACAGAAGUUGGUGCUAAGUGUAUGGCAGUUAUAAAAGGAAUAUCAAAUCUAGACCUAAAUUGUUCCUAUGCAUAUGGAUCUGGACCAGGUUACAUAUCAACUGCAACUUUUUGGAUGGAUAUGUCGCAGUUAUAUGGUUCGUGUGAUGCUGAAAAUAGUGCCGUGAGGAAAUUUAAACUAGGUGAACUAAACUUGGAGAACAGAAAUGGUAAUUACUAUUAUAAAAAUGCUACAAGCAGAACGCAAUGUGCCAUCCCCCCUGGAACUGAUGAAAUUUGCUAUGCGACUGCGGAUCCCAAUGGUAACAGGUUGCCAGAUUUUACAGCAUUUUUAACAGUAGCUGCCAGAGAGCAUAAUAGAAUGGCAAAUAUUCUUAGAAAUAUUAAUACAUGUUGGGAUGAUGAAAAAAUCUACCAGGAAGCCAGACACAUUCAUAUUGCUGUAUACCAGCACAUUAUGUUUUAUCAAGUAUUGCCUUUUGUUUUGGGAAAACAAAAUAUGAUAGAUGCUGGAUUAAUAUAUCCAUAUAGUGCGUGUUCCAAUGACUAUGAUCCAAAUUGUAGCCCUGAUUUAGCUAUCGAAUUCUCUCAUGGUGCUAUGAAAGGUUUGCAUACGAUGGGGAGAGGAAGAGUAGUGUAA